Messenger RNA from Dreissena polymorpha, 1713 nucleotides. RefSeq lists its product as uncharacterized. The record is from RefSeq and is a predicted model, not a curated record. The transcript has 3 exons. Lineage: Eukaryota; Metazoa; Mollusca; Bivalvia; Myida; Dreissenidae. The coding region runs from base 1 to 1713 and encodes 570 amino acids.
AUGAAAGAACCCACUCGGAAGGAGAUCUACGAAGUGGUGAAGAAAGCUCGUUCUUGCUCUGCACCAGACCCAAGUGGCAUACCUUACAAGGUUUACAAGAAAUGCCCUAAACUUCUUCGAAGACUGUGGUCACUCCUGCGAACUGUUUGGCGAAAAGAGAAGAACUCCAAGACCAUCAACAAGUUUCGCACCUUUCGCAUCAUCUCGUUGUUGAGUGUGGAAGGGAAGAUUUUCUUCUCAAUCCUAGCUAAGCGAUUGACGACAUACAUGUUGGAAAAUGACUCGAAUCGACCACACAACCUCACAGUGGUAUUGCUAGACCUUGCCAAUGCAUACGUCUCAAUUCCACACCAGCUUAUCGAGACGGCUCUUCGACACUACCACAUUCCAGAGAGUGCAAGAAAUCUCAUUAUGAACUACUUCAACGGUAUCAACUUGAGGUUCUUUAAAACCUCUGAAACACACAUACAGGCUAGAUGGGUUCUUGCGGCUCUUGAUGAAACAGUAACGUGGGCAAGAAAAGAGUUUAAGCCGGGGAUGUUGAGAAGCUUAGUGGUUAGGAAGGGAAAGGUGACAAGCCAGUUCAAACUGUGUAUCCGGGGAGAAGAGAUUCCCUCCUUAGAGGACAAACCGAUUAAAUGCCUAGGGAAAUGGUUCAAUUCCUCAUUGAGAGACACGAAUUGCCAGGACAUGCUCAGACAGCAGGUAGCAGAGGGUUUGCAGAGAAUAGACAAGUCGGAACUCCCAGGGAAGUUCAAAGCAUGGGUCUUCCAGCACGGUCUCCUGCCAAGAUUGAUGUGGCCACUCAUGGUCAAUGAUGUCCCUAUCAGCACUGUCGAGAAGCUAGAGCAGAUGAUCAGCAAGCACCUGAGAAAGUUUUUAGGCCUACCGCCAUCCUUCACCAACAUUGGACUGUAUGGCAGAUCAACAAAGCUCCAGAUUCCAAUCAGCUCUGUAGUAGAGGAGUUUAAAGAAGCAAAAGCACGUUUUUUGCUAACCCUCAGAGACUCUGAAGAUGGGAAAGUCAGCAAUGCAGGAAUUCAGGUUAGGACAGGGAGAAAGUGGCCAGUGAGCAAGGCGGUAGACUCUCCAGAGAGCAGUCUAAAGCACAAGGAUGUUAUGGGAUCUACCAAUGUGGGAAGAGAAGGACUUGGUACCAGACAAACUCAAAAGUGGGAAAAAGCAGGGAAAAGAGAAAGGGGAGACCUGGUGCAGAGAGAAAUCAGGAACGUAGAAGAGAAAGCACGGUCAGCCAGGUCGGUCCAGCUUGGACCCGAAGGAGAUUGGACGAAGUGGAGUACACCAGAGAGGAGGCUCACGUGGCAAGAACUGUGGACAUAUGAACCACUUCAGCUAAGUUUCCUCCUGCGGCUAGUGUACGACAUGCUUCCAACCCCCACAAAUCUUCAGCGAUGGAAGCUGACAGAAGGCCCUACUUGUUAUUUGUUUUGGAGAAUAGAAACGUUGCGGCACAUUCUGUCAUUGUGUCCAACAGCCCUUGCACAAGGGCGCUACAGGUGGCGCCAUGACCAAGUACUCAGAAUGUUGGCCGACGCCCUAGAAAGAGAGAGGAAGAACAACAGACCCCGGAAGAUAUUAGGACCCCAAUUCCUUAGCUUUGUCAAGGAGGGUACAACAAAGCUCGCCGUCACCAUCAUUUCCAGAUCUUGUAUUCUGCAAGAUUCAAACGACUUGGAGAUGCGUGCAGAAUAG